Hippocampus zosterae (dwarf seahorse) is the source of this 1790-nucleotide messenger RNA. Its product is annotated as trophoblast glycoprotein-like. Lineage: Eukaryota; Metazoa; Chordata; Actinopteri; Syngnathiformes; Syngnathidae. The transcript is spliced from 2 exons. Bases 19 to 1254 code for a protein of 411 amino acids. The record is from RefSeq and is a predicted model, not a curated record. Gene Ontology annotation, molecular function: protein binding.
ACUGGAGACUGUUUAGCAAUGAGUAUUUCAGCAGUUUGGGUGCUUUUGGGAUUACUAUUUUGUGCCCAGUCCCGGUGCUCAGAGUGUCCCAGUGGCUGUGAGUGUUUUGCUGUCACACGCACAGUGAAAUGUGUGUCUACGGAUCUUCUGAUGGUGCCACAAAUUAUUCCCGGAUAUGCAAAGACUGUCAUCAUCACGGAGAAUACUAUUCACAGAAUUGGACCUGAUUCCUUUAAAGAGCUGGGGAAUGUUUCCAAGGUCAUUUUAAGCAAUAAUAGGAUGACACUUAUGGCAUCACACAGCUUCUCUGCUCUCAUCAACCUGCACUUCCUGGACCUCAGUGGCAACCAGCUGUCAGCUAUCCAUCCGGAAGCUCUGAGCAUCCCCGGGAGUCCUCUGCAAGAGCUCAACCUGAGCCGCUCACUCUACAACUUCACCGCACUGACAGACCUCACCACGGCUCUCCGCUGGGGGGACCUCCGGGGGCUCCUCCGUCUUGACCUCUCUGGGAAUCACCUUGCUCUGCUUCCCCCGGGGAUAUUCUCUGACCUAUUCAGUCUGCAGCAGCUCUUCCUUAGCAACAACUCUCUGGUGGCAGUCUACAGUGGAACCUUCUCCGGCAUGAACAACCUGGAGGUGCUUGACUUGUCACACAAUGCCUUCAGGACAUUCGGGACUGAUGAUCUGAAAGAGCUGGAGAAGCUCGGAAGCAUUCGGAUCCUUUUGGGUAAAAAUCCCUACUCUUGCUCCUGUGAGAUUCAGAAUUUUGUGGCUUGGUUGAAUGAUUCACAGGCUCAAAUAGAUCUAGAUUCUGUGAGGUGCAUCUCACCAAAGGAGUUGACCAACAUCCAGCUCAGAGGACUUGGGUUGAGGGCCAUCGGAUGCAUUGUUCCCACCCAAACAGAGAUUAGUGACCUUAGCCUACAAACGUCGUAUGUCUUCCUUGGGCUCGUGCUGGGCUUUGUGUUCAUGGUCUUCCUUUUCGUACUCUACCUGAAUCGUAAAGGCAUGAAGAAGUGGAUAAUUGAAAUGAGAGAUGCAUGUCAUGAUGUCUUGGAGGGAUAUCAAUAUCGAUAUGAGAUUGACUCAGAUCCACGCUUGGGGCACAUCUCAGCUCACAACGGCAUUAGCAGGGCACGUCAGCAUGUAGGUAUAUCUCUGUCACAGGAGCCACCAGAAGACACUUGUAUUGUUGCCGAAGACGCACAGGUCAACCCUCUAAAAUCUACUUCUGAAGCUAGAAAUGUCUUGUAGACUAGUUUAAUGCCAGUAGGUUUACAGUUUGUUUUUCGUCUCAGAGCUUCUGCAUGUACUGCAGCUAAACGUGAUAAACUUAACUUUAAAAGUGCCUUCAUGCUUAGACGGCACUGACUGGAACUUUUUUUUUUACAUGCAGUAACCUGUAUUUUAAUAGAAUAGAGUGCGUAUGAUUGUCAAACAUGCAAAUAUAACUUUGUUUUGUUUUGGUGUGUUUUUAUUACGGUAUAUCAUUUGUUAACAUAAUGACUCAACCACUACAUUACGUACACUUUCCAAUCAAAUAGGACCUAAUACAGUAUCAAGAAUUUUUGCCUUUGCAAAGAUAAAUCUUUGCAUAUCAAUGUACACUUUUUUAUUGACAUUUGCCAAUGUAUUAAUUUGACAUUAGAUUUUCUAUUGUGGCACUACUUUGUCUUAUGCAGCAGUGGACAAUAGCGUUGCAUGAUUCUGACAUUGGUUUGUAAUCAUUUAUAAUAACUGUAUAUAAAAUGGGCAGCACAUUGGAUGCAACCUUAGUGAGGUACAAAAAA